CCACCAUUCAAAAAACCAAAACCAUGUCACUGUUUCAUUAUGUGACAUACAAAUACAUAAUAAUUAAGGAUAAAAGACUUGGUGUAGCAUAUUACUGUCUUGCUGGCCUCAUUUUGUUGUAUACAGUUGUGCAAAUAUUUGUCAACAAGGCCUAUCUGCAGUUCGAUUUUUCACCCAAAGGAAAUAUUAGAAUACUAGUUACUACUCCUCCAAAUAAAAACAGUUAUAACCUUUCCUACUGCUGCACAGAUAAUAAUACUGCCAAUUGUGGAGCUUGUCGUGGACUGGAUGGUUUAUCGUUAAAUUGGCCUGUCGAGUCGAAAGCUGUUACAGUUGCGUCUUAUGUCAAGGAAAGGUGGGAAAAACAAGAAUGCAGUGGAAACUUCAUGUAUGACCAGACCAAACUACACACACCAUAUUCUGUAGUCAGGGAGAACGAUUUUUACAGUGUUAAUCCAGAGAAUGCUCUUAUAAAAAUUGAACAUUCCAUCAGCGCUGUUGGUGACCAAUUUUCAGCAUCACAUCGUAUGAUGAAUGGAGUACUGUUGACGAAAGAUGGAAAGAUACUAAAAAGACUAAACUCGAAGAAAUUAUCACGCGUUGACAAAAUAUGGUUGAGUGAAUUUCUUCAAGCCGCAAAUGUUUCACUGGAUGCAACCUCAGAUGCAUUGAACGCAAAUGGGCGAACGUACCGUCAAAAUGGUAUCGUUUUACAUGUUAUGAUUGAAUAUAAAAACGCGGACUUUGUUUGGUUCGGCAUUGGAAAGCCAGAAUACCGAUAUCACGUUAAACACGUGACAUUUUCAGAUUAUCGAGUCAAACAGGAAAUUCCGAUCAUUAACAGCGAGGGAACUGUUUGUGAACGACUCGUUAACAAACGAUAUGCAACUCGUUUGGAGUUCUCUCAAAGAGGGAAAAUUGGUCAAUAUUCACUAUCAAAUUUACUGUUCCAAUUGGUUUCUUUUAUGGGUCUACUUACACUGACUGCAACAGUUAUAGAUAUUAUUGCGCUAUAUUUAGUUCCGAAUAAGGACCUAUACAGACAGUACGUUUUUGAUUCUUCACCAGAAUUACGAAAGCCGAACGAAAUAAAUGAGACAGAUGAAAAAGAAAAAGAAGAGUAGUCGUACGGUUUUUAAAUUAUACAUAUAUUUUAAACGGAUUUUAUUGAAUACAUAUAGCCGAAAUACAUUGUAUAUUUGCACUAUAAAUUAGCACUGAGAAGAGUUGAAAACAUCGCUAAUAAUAGCGGUAACCCGGCUU
Molecule: messenger RNA, 1263 nt
Organism: Hydractinia symbiolongicarpus
Lineage: Eukaryota; Metazoa; Cnidaria; Hydrozoa; Anthoathecata; Hydractiniidae
Product: P2X receptor E-like
Exons: 6
Coding region: 24-1124 (366 amino acids)
Source: RefSeq, a predicted model, not a curated record